AACCAAACUCCCUAGUAUUUGGCGCCAUUGUUGUUGUGCUGUCACUUUCGGUUUUUUGCGUUCGAGCCGGAUUUAUCCAAAUUUCCCGUGUUUUUCCACGUUUCGUGUCACGAUGGCCGAGAGUUUAGAUACCAGCAAUGUGAGUGAUCAAAAUGCCGAAGAUUCGGAAGUCGUAACACUGACUUUAAACGAUGUUUUGGAACUUGAAGAUGAAUUGAUCCAAGACGCAGCUGCGGUCUUGGGAGCUUCCAACGACAAAACAUGUUCAUACAAUGAUGGCUAUCUUAAGCGACAGGCGCUGUAUUCUUGCCUGACUUGCAUCCCUGAAGCCAGGAACGACCCCGAAAAGGGUGCAGGGAUUUGUCUCGCUUGUAGUUAUCAUUGUCACGACGGUCACGAACUUGUCGAAUUGUACACGAAACGUAAUUUUCGAUGCGAUUGUGGGAACAAAAAAUUCAACGGGGCUAAAUGUAAUUUAUGCAGUGAGAAGGAGGAUUAUAAUGAGUUGAAUAAGUACAACCAGAACUUUGGGGGGAUUUAUUGCAUUUGUCACCGCCCUUAUCCCGAUUCAGAGGACCCUUUACCCGAUGAAAUGAUCCAAUGCAUCAUUUGUGAGGACUGGUAUCACUCCAGACACCUUGGAGUUGAAAUUCCAAGUGGCCCUUUUGCCGAAAUGAUUUGUGGUUCAUGUGUUGGCAAACAUGAAUUUCUUUUACACUAUGAUACCGUGGAAGUAACCGUUAGUGAGGAAAAGCAAUGCAAAAAGCCUGAAACUAAAUCUGAAAAUGUUGGGGCUAAAUUCUGGCCUGAUAUUUCAUGGAGGAAUGAUUUGUGUACCUGUGAUGAUUGUUUAGAAAUGUACAAGAAGGAAAAUGUUUCGUUUUUGAUCGAUUCGGAAGAUCCGGUACAUCUCUAUGAAGAAAAAGGCAAAGCUAAGACCAAAGAAGUGGUAGAAACGCAUAAUAGAAAUUUUAUGAAUUCUUUGGACAGAGUACAGUUGGUUGAAGCCAUAGCUGGCUAUAAUGAUCUGAAGGAGAAUCUCGCCGAAUAUUUGAAAAAAUUCGCUGAGAAUAAAAAAGUUGUCAAAGAGGACGACAUCAGGGAAUUUUUUGAUGGUAUGAUGGCCAGGAAGAAACAGAAAGUGUCCGUACCACAUUUCUGUCAUUAAAAAUUAUCAGUAUUGCUUUUGUUGUAGGAAAUAAAUGGGGGUCAAAGUAUUUUUUUAUUACAUGUAUUUCGAAUGUAGUCAACAAGUAAUAAAGUAAAUGUAAAAA
Messenger RNA from Tribolium castaneum (red flour beetle), 1274 nucleotides. RefSeq lists its product as uncharacterized. Lineage: Eukaryota; Metazoa; Arthropoda; Insecta; Coleoptera; Tenebrionidae. Gene Ontology annotation, molecular function: ubiquitin protein ligase activity; zinc ion binding. Gene Ontology annotation, cellular component: cytoplasm. Bases 113 to 1168 code for a protein of 351 amino acids. The transcript has 2 exons. The record is from RefSeq and is a predicted model, not a curated record.